UAAGCCGGGCCAGGGAUGGAACCCGCAUCGUCAUGAAUACUAGUUGGUUUCUUAACUCUACCAUUCUCCACCCCGUAAGGUGUAGUUUUCGGCCCACCCACCUCUAUGCUCCUGGCAAUUGAGCAUCAUGCAACACCCCUGACAAUCACAGACCAAAUAAAGAAAAGGAUUGUGACAUGAACUCUAAAGGUGACUGCGUUUGCGUCCCAAGGCCAGAAUAUGACGCUGGUAGGUUCAUAGCUCCAUUCAAGUCGGCGAAGUGCACCACUCCCCUCCCCCGCCCAGACCUGGGGGCUCUCACACCCAUCGCCAGGAAGCUCAAGCUCGCCCCUCCACUCUGGACCUUCCGUACAGCAUGGCAGCCCCCAAAGGCGUCACCCAUAGUAGUGGCUUCCGUACAACAUGGCUGCCUACAGGGAGCUCACCGCACCCCCUCCCGCCAGGCCACCGGAAGUUUCCAUUUGAAACCGAGGCGGCGGACUCUGUCGGCGCUACGGCAGUUGCUGCCCGGCAUCUUUUGAACUCGAGUGACGAGGCCUGCGGGCAGGAGCAGCAGGCGCCUAGGCCCCAGUCGUGCUGCCUCGUUACGAUGACCAGCGUGGUUAAGACAGUGUACACCCUGCAGCCCACUUCUGUGCUGAGCAGCUGUCUGGCCGCAGAUGCACAAACUCGAGCCACUUCUAAGAGCCUUUUACCUGUCAAGUGCAAAGAAGUUGAUGUUUCCAAACCUCGUUCAGGAGGUUCAGAGAAUGAUGGUACAAAAAUCAUCAAACCAAGAAGAGAGAAUGGGCAGGUGAAAGCUUUAGACACUGCCACUAGGAGGAACAUCAGAAAGGGUUAUCAUUACAGCUACAAGCCAUUGAGUGAACGGAAAUCAGAGGAAGAGCUCAAGGAUAAGAACCAGCUCCUAGAGGCUGUCAACAAGCAGUUGCACCAGAAGUUGACUGAAACUCAGGGAGAGCUGAAGGACCUGACUCAAAAAGUGGAGCUGCUGGAGAAGUUUCAGGACAACUGUUUGGCAAUUUUGGAGAGCAAGGGCCUCAACACAGGCAGUGAGACCCUGGCGUCACAGCAAGACUCUACCAUGGAUCACAUGGACUCUAUGUUGCUGUUAGAAACUCUGCAAGAUGAGCUGAAGCUUUUUAAUGAAACCGCCACAAAGCAGAUGGAGGAGUUGCAGGCCUUAAAGAUAAAGUUGAAGAUGAAGGAAGAAGAGAGGGCCCAGUUCCUAGAACAACAAACUUUAUUCAACAGUCAAAUAAAUGAUUUUACUACAGCCCUUGAGGAAAUGGAGCAGCUCUUAGAAAUGUGAUGAAAAAGCAAGUGGCCAUGUGGCUCCCUCUUGGGGACAGACUCUCAGAGGAAGCCACUUAGGACAUCUGCUUCUUGGCCGUGAUCUUCUAGGACUCACCAUCCCCAGAGUGAAAACAGUUUCUGCAAUAGGAUCAAGAACAGUCUAUGCUGAAAUAGCGGUUCCCCACUUCCAGACUGGCCAGCUCUCCUGAGCCUCACAGUACAUAAUUGAGGCCUACAAGACAGGGGGCCUGGAAGCUUGGAUCAACCUCCUAGGCAACAAAGUAGCACACAUUAGAAUCAGGAGACUAAACCAGCCACAGCCAGAGGAUCCAAAAGGUCACAUUCAGAUGUGCAGGAAGAGACAGUGGAGCACAGGUGCCCCACGGGAGACUUCACCAAGGAGCCGUGCGCUCCCCUCCUAACUUGGAAUACAUUCUGUCCCAUCCCGGUUGGGCUCCAUAACCUCCCUGUAAAUUCACACUCACUGUAAGUUACUUAAAAUGGCUUAAUAAAUGGGGUGAAUGUAUAGAGAGCAGUAACGCCUAUGAAACAAUACACCUGGGAGCUUCUGAUCUAAAUCACUUCUGUUACUUUUUUUAUUAAGUGCUAUUAAAAUAAAUAUUUUUGUAACUUCAACAAUGAAAAAUGAAAAUAGCCAGUGUAACUUAAAUACCUCCACUGAAUCCUAUUGAACUAAUCUAGCUAACAUGUUCAAGACUCCAAUGUAACCCAGAGUAUUUUUUUUCUACUCAUUAGGUGCUCUGUGGUUAGCGCCCCUGUCUUCCAAGAGCAUUAGCUAGUCUUCCGCGGAUAUUCAGUAUUUGUAGCAGCGGGUGCCAGACUUUGUCCAGGUUUGUAUCACUAGCUGUAUUCCUAAGUAUGAUUAUUAUAUCUCUGAUGUUUGCUUUUUGCACAACCAAUCUGGCACCUGGCCCCAUGAAUCCCUAGUCAACCAAAGUCCUUGGCAGGCCUCCCCACUAGUUUCCCAAAGACCUUGCUCUAUUUCAUUUUGUAAUAAAGUUAGUCAGAUUUUG
Messenger RNA from Sus scrofa (pig), 2330 nucleotides. RefSeq names its product kinetochore localized astrin (SPAG5) binding protein (gene KNSTRN). The record is from RefSeq and is a predicted model, not a curated record. Gene Ontology annotation, biological process: regulation of attachment of spindle microtubules to kinetochore; spindle organization; mitotic sister chromatid segregation. NCBI's taxonomy places the organism in Eukaryota, Metazoa, Chordata, Mammalia, Artiodactyla, Suidae. Gene Ontology annotation, cellular component: mitotic spindle; microtubule plus-end; kinetochore.